UCCGGGAUCGCGGUAGCGUUGGGGUUGUUGUGCUUUGGGCUUCUGUGUUGGUGCGAGAGUGAAUGCUUACUACCUCCCACCCACCUCCCCAUCACUAAUACCUCCAUUGCUUUUAGUUUUGCCCCUCCUCUCUCUUUCUUCACCCAAUGUUGCAGCCCCCUCCUCUUUUAUCUGUAACCUUUGAAGUUGCCCCUCGCUGUAAUAUUUCAUCGGUGGAGUGACUACAUCCCAGUGACAGCCAUGCAAAGUUUCAAAAUGGCUGCAACAGGUUUCACACCGACGUGGUCCACGUUGGCCAGUAGCCCUGCAAAGAUAUCUGAGGCCUGAUUGACCUGUCUUCCUCACGUAGAUGAACGGCAGGCCGCUUGAGAACAACAACGAGACCUCCACUGGUGUCGCCACCUUCUCCGCGGCCAUGGUGGCUCCCAAGCUCAGCUCUGCCACCACCGUGGCCAGCCCCAGUGUCUCGUGGAUGCCCGACACCCCCACCCCAUUGGAGCAGCCGAUUUUCCUGAUGACCACGGCAGCCCAGGGCGUCUCCGGGUUCUUCGUAUGGACAGCGCUGCUUAUAACCUGCCAGCAGAUUUACAUGCACCUUCGAUGUUACAGCGUGCCGAAUGAGCAGCGCCACAUCGUGAGAAUCCUAUUCAUCGUUCCGAUCUACGCUUUUGACUCCUGGCUCAGCCUCCUCUUCUUCACCAAUGACCAGUACUAUGUCUACUUCAACACUGUCCGAGACUGCUACGAGGCCUUUGUCAUUUACAACUUCCUGAGCCUGUGCUACGAGUACCUCGGAGGCGAGAGUGCCAUCAUGUCGGAGAUCCGCGGCAAGCCCGUCGAAUUGAGCUGUUUGUAUGGGACCUGUUGCCUCUGGGGAAAGACCUACUCCAUUGGGUUCCUACGCUUCUGCAAGCAGGCGACUCUUCAGUUCUGCGUUGUGAAACCACUGAUGGCCAUCAUCACCGUGAUUCUACAAGCUUUCGGCAAAUACAAAGACGGCGACUUCAACGUUGCCAGUGGCUACCUCUACGUUAUGAUCAUCUACAACAUCUCCGUCAGCCUCUCGCUCUACGCACUGUUCCUCUUCUACUUUGCCACGAGGGAGCUCCUGAGCCCCUACAGCCCCGUGCUCAAGUUCUUCAUGGUGAAAUCUGUCAUCUUCCUCUCCUUCUGGCAGGGAAUGCUGUUGGCUAUUCUGGAAAAGUGCGGAGCCAUCCCCAAGAUUGCAGUGGCUGAUGUCUACGUGGGUGAGGGGACGGUUGCUGCGGGCUACCAGAACUUCAUCAUCUGCAUCGAGAUGUUCUUUGCUGCCAUCGCCCUGCGCUACGCCUUUACGUCCAAGGUCUACAGAGACAAGCGAGUGGACUCGCAAGUCCUGGCGUACGGGCCCUACGGCCGUUGUGCCCCGAUGAAGAGCAUCUCCAGCAGCCUGAAAGAGACCAUGAACCCCCACGACAUCGUGCAGGACGCCAUUCAUAACUUCUCGCCUGCCUAUCAGCAGUACACCCAGCAGUCCACCCUGGAGCACGGCACGCCCUGGCACAAGGGACACACUGUCUCUCGCACCCACAGCACUGCCAGUAUCCGCGACACGGAGAAGACCCUCCUGCUGAGCUCUGAUGACGAAUUCUGAGCCUGCCCUCUGGUGGGAGGAGUCGU
Mobula hypostoma (lesser devil ray) is the source of this 1659-nucleotide messenger RNA. Its product is annotated as transmembrane protein 184B-like. The record is from RefSeq and is a predicted model, not a curated record. Bases 350 to 1633 code for a protein of 427 amino acids. Gene Ontology annotation, molecular function: transporter activity. Gene Ontology annotation, biological process: transport. NCBI's taxonomy places the organism in Eukaryota, Metazoa, Chordata, Chondrichthyes, Myliobatiformes, Myliobatidae. The transcript is spliced from 11 exons. Gene Ontology annotation, cellular component: membrane.